AUGACGCAUCACACACAUGAAACAUGGUCGUAUAGAACAUUAGAAUCCCAUUUUUGGGAUUAUGUGCUCACUUUCUUAAAGAGUUACUUUUUAAAAUUCACCAAAAAAAAAAUUCCCCGACGGGAACACAAGACGAUGUUUAUCUGGAGCAAGCAUGUGAUUGGCUCUAGUUCAUCUCAGCUCGUUUAUGAAAUAUAUAAACUGACAGCUGAAUCGAACUCCGCCCGGUUGAAUUUUAGCUUCGUUCUGCCAUUGUGUGUUACCUUGGUGAUGAUCCCCGUUUCCUUGCCAAACAAUGUGUCGAAUGUGACGUAA
Molecule: messenger RNA, 315 nt
Organism: Mucor mucedo
Lineage: Eukaryota; Fungi; Mucoromycota; Mucoromycetes; Mucorales; Mucoraceae
Exons: 2
Coding region: 1-315 (104 amino acids)
Source: RefSeq, a predicted model, not a curated record